AUGUGUGCCAAUGGCAUCGCAUGUGCACCAACACUCCUCCUCGAUGUGAUGCGUACUGCAUGCCACACUCAGUUCACCAAGACCAUCACAAAGUUGAUGGCAACUUCGACUGCUCGGACAUGUGGACCCACUGCUGUGGAACAUUUCUUACAGAUGGACUACAAGGAGGACUCCUCAGUCAAGGAAGAAGUGGCUGCUCAAUUGAAGAAUUGUGAGUACACACAAACAAACCGCAUGUCCAGCCUUUGUGCAGAAGCCAGCAAAGCAAUGACAGCCCAUGGCGAAGCCUACGUGAUGCAGAUGGAAGAGGAAGCCAAAGCCGAAUGUCAACGUCACACAGACAAGGUAAAACGUGAACUAGAAGAGUUACGCAACCCCUCAGACACUCUCAAACUGCAUUUUCACCAUGGGAAGGGGAGCACUGGGUUCACCUUCUGCAACUCACUUCCUGACCACACCAAACAGAUUGUUGAACCAUUCACAAUGUUUCUGAAGGGUGCAUUCACUUCUAGUGCUACAUCUCAACCACCUGAAGGAUUAUGUGGUGAGGAGCAGAUUGACUUUUUCAGCAGGGUCGACAUGCUUGAUCCCACCCCUUCUCUUACUGAAGCCUGCACUAACACCCCUUCAAUUCCAAUUCAAGAACCGUCGGCUUUGGAGUCUCUGCCCAUGGAAGGCGGAGGUGUAUUCAUACACCCCGCUGACAGCAAACUUUGUAAUGUGAUUCACCCAUCUUCACAUGACCCAAACAGCUAUUCCUUGCCCAACGUUUACCUGAGCCUGAGCCUGACAUGGACUACAACCUUACCAAUACUCCCUCCCUUCCCUUCUCAGGAUGGCCCAGACACACCCAUAACUGCGUGGAACAAGGACUUCGAUGCUGGUAGGAUUCCCAUUGUUUCUCUGCCCCAUCUUCACGAUGCCUUUGCAUGUGUGGCUUCACAGAGUCCUUCUGUCCAAGGCAAGAAAAUACCCCGUGCACAUCCUGUUAUUUGGGGUCAAGCUACAGCGCCUUCUAUCUAUGAUAAGCUCUGUGACUCAACACCACCGUCUCCUAAUGCACCCCCUGCAGCCCCCUUGUUGGCAGUUCCUGAUGUUGCCACUGGGCCUCUCGCAAGUGACACAUCGACAUCUUCCAAUGCACCAGCCCUACCUUCUACCCCACCUGCACCAACAUUGAUGUCUCCCAAUGCACCAGUUCUACCUUCUACCCCACCUGCAUCAACACCAACGUCUCCCAGUGCACCAGCCCUCAUGUUGGCGGUUCCACCUUCCUCCCCACCUGUAUCUACAUCAAUGUCUUGCCAUGCACCUCCUGCAGCCCUUGUCUCAGUGGUUUUACCUCCUGCCUUGCCUGCAUUAACAUCGACAUCUAUCCAUGCACCUCCUGCAGCUCUUGUCUCGGCAGUUCCACCUCCUGCUCCUCCUACAGCCCUUGUCUCAGUGGUCACCACUGUUCCUGCUGUUCCUGUGCCUCUCACAACUCCUAUGGAAGGUAGUCAGCCUCAAUCUAGCACUGUGGACCAACCGAUGGAGGAGAUGCAACCAUUUGAUGAGAUAGCCAAUCAGUCGUUCCAUUGCAGCAACCGAAAUCAUCUUCUGUCAACCCGUCUGAUAGACGCUAACAAGAUUGGCAACACUUCAAAGAGAUCUCGCAAGUCUAACACAUGA
Messenger RNA from Suillus bovinus, 1671 nucleotides. RefSeq lists its product as uncharacterized. The transcript has 5 exons. The record is from RefSeq and is a predicted model, not a curated record. The coding region runs from base 1 to 1671 and encodes 556 amino acids. Lineage: Eukaryota; Fungi; Basidiomycota; Agaricomycetes; Boletales; Suillaceae.